Messenger RNA from Chilo suppressalis (striped riceborer), 4171 nucleotides. The record is from the annotation of a GenBank genome assembly. Lineage: Eukaryota; Metazoa; Arthropoda; Insecta; Lepidoptera; Crambidae.
CGCAAGGGGAGCAGUGCGCAUGCUCGGCCCGCGCCCGUCCUACGCCUGCGCAAAGCAUUUGUAGAACUUCGUCUAUCGUCCAUCAUCAUUCCUAUACACCCCACAAAUGCUGGAAACAAAACCUCUAAACAGUGUGGAAUGCGUGUCUGUGUACACUGACAGUUUUAGAUAGAAACGAGCCAAAUUAGAUUAAGUGUUUCUAAUGUGUAAGCGGGCCGGAUCGUCCAUACUAUUGUUGCUUCUGGUGUCCCUCGAUUCCAGGGACUGCAUCGCCAGUCCACAUAGUGAAGGAAAGAUAUUGCUUAAUUCUGUACAAGCAUGGGCAGUAAAACUAGGCACAGAGUUGUAUCACUUUGGCGAGUUCAUUACAAGAAAAAAGGAGGUCCAGGAUAGUUUCAAAUCAGCCCAAAUUGAAUCCAGGGAUGGCGAAAAACUGGUGCAAAGUAUGUCAGACGAUAUUCGUGCAAUGAUGGAACUUAAAAUUAGCGCUGUCAAAAGAAUUGUCGAAGCCGCUGAAAAUAUGGCUUUCGAUAAACAAAAUGAACCAGUUCCUGAAGAUUUUCAGUUCUAUAACAGCAAGGAAAUGAAAGAACCUUUUGACGAAAAUGCAAUGACAACUACAACAGAAGCCGAUUUUGCUGCAGAAAAUUAUAUUUCGAGGCCACCAUCGAAAAACGCUAAUAUGUAUCAAAAUCCCCAUUUUUCUAAUAUUCCUGUAAACAUUAAUUUUAGUAGUGUCCACAUUCCAACUAAUGUUUACGCUUGGGCACCCGAAGUAAUCAAAAGCAUACACUGGUCCGAGGGUUUGGAUACACAUUUUAUUAACAAUUAUCAAAGUGACCCAACGUUAUCGUGGCAAUAUUUUGGUAGUUCCACUGGCUUUAUGAGGCAUUAUCCAGCAAUGCAGUGGAGAGCUGAUCCUGUAGAUAUUUAUGAUUGUCGUACUAGAGCCUGGUACAUGGAAGCAGCAGCUAGUCCCAAAGAUGUAAUUAUACUAGUAGACCGUAGUGGGUCCAUGACCGGACAAAGACGAGAUAUUGCUAAACAUGUAGUCACUAAUAUCUUGGAUACUCUUGGUAAUAAUGACUUCGUGAAUGUAAUGACUUUCGCAGACACUGUAGAAGAAAUUGUACCCUGUUUUGAAGAUUCUUUAGUACAGGCUACUUUGGGAAAUUUACGAGAACUGAAAUUAGGCUUAGAUAAUUUUGACACUAUGGAGAUAGCCAAUUUUUCAGCUGCAUUGACAAGGGCAUUUGAACUUUUAGAAAUAUACAGAAAUAAUAGCGGUGGAGCCAAUUGUAACCAAGCAAUUAUGCUGGUUACGGACGGAGUUCCUUACAAUUAUAAGGAGUUGUUCGAGAGAUACAACUGGAAAUAUGACACCCCCGUCAGAGUGUUUACGUACCUGAUAGGGCGUGAGGUGGCUGAUGUGAGAGAGGUGAAGUGGAUGGCGUGUGCUAACCGCGGGUAUUACGUACACCUGAGCACGCUCGCAGAAGUUCGGGAACGCGUGUUAGAACACGUGAAUGUCCUUGCGCGACCCCUGGUACUCCAAAGGGAAAAGCAUCCUGUUGUAUGGACUCCUGUAUAUGCAAACGUUACGGACCCAAAAGUAGCAGACUAUUUAUGGGAGCAAAGAGAACGAGCGGAACAAAAGGAGCGUUUCAUGAGCCAGCGGCGAGAUAAGGCACUUUUCAAUUCAGAGAAGGAACAAGAUCGCAGAUGGAGGAUUACCCAAAUGAAACAGGGUCAAUAUAGCGAGCUUGGAAACUCUCAAUAUCAAUUGAUGACGUCAGUAUCUAUGCCAGUUUACGACCUUCGACAUAACGAGAUGCGAAUAGCUAGAUUACUGGGAGUUGCUGGAACUGAUGUUCCUCUAUCAGAAAUUCAAGCUUUAAUGACUCCAUAUAAGAUAGGCGUAAACGGUUACGCAUUCAUAGUAACAAACAACGGAUACAUUUUGAUUCAUCCAGAUUUGAGACCUGUGUUUCAACAAAUUCUAAAGCCAAGUUACAAUAGCGUGGAUAUGAUAGAAGUUGAACUUUUUGAUGAUGACAGAGGACCAAGAAAUUUUAGCAAGGAAUUAACGGCGCUCCGCAAAGAAAUAAUAGACCAGAAAACGGGAAAUAAAGUGAUGAACACUAAAUAUCACAUGGAUGAUAUGAAACGCGUGUCCCGUAACAAGAAGCACUACUUCUGGACGGGUAUCAGCGACUCGCCUUUUACUCUUGUGGUAACCAUCCCGGACACUUACGGCCGGCACCGCAUCACCCCGCCGCCCACCGACGACAUCCACCGCCUGUCGCUCACUUCCAAGAACAUAUCCGCGCGACAGUACCUGUCCAACAAGUGGAGUGUGCACCCCGACUGGUUAUAUUGCCGGCACUACGAGCGCACGUUCUCUUCCCCGGAGGAGGAGUUGCUGUAUUUCCUGGAGCGGGUUGCGAAGCCCGGCUGGCGCUGGCCCGCCAAGCCGCGGCCCCCGGAGCACCACAAGAACAAGCCCGCGCACGAACGGCACAACAACGGUACUCCGGAUGCCAAGGAACGAAAUAAAGUAUCGAACAGUACACCUAGAAAUGAGUAUUACUGUGAUCACGGUUUGAUGCAGGCCCUGGUAUACGACGCCAGAAAUACGGCGUGGUUCAACAAAAGCAUAUCAGACUCUGCUUCGGAUGACAAGGCGCCUGAAUUCAUCCAGAGAUUCGGAUACAUAGUUGCAUUCUUGUCCACGCACAGUGGGCUCACGCGAUGGCAGACCCAUCCUCUAAAAGAUCACGACGAUAGGCAAGAAUUCGGCAAACAGUGGCCUCGGUCGAUCGACGAGGUGUGGUACCGUCGCGCCGUAGAACAACACUACAUAGAUCCGCUGAGCUACGUGUACAGCGCAGACCUAAACACAGACAAGUUCCCUCUAAACGUCAGCGCGGCAAUGGUGACCGCGUCUCAUGCUGUGUUUCAUACCGAUGGGCAUAGGAAAGCACCCGCAGCUGUAGUCGGAUUCCAGUUCAAGCAUGAGAGGCUCAGCGAGUGGUUCGAGAACAUUACUUCUUCGUGCGAGCACAACAAGGAGUGUGUCACCUGUCUAUCCGACAGCUGGGAUUGCUUUCUGGUGGACAACAACGGAUGGGUUAUCAUCAGCGAAGAUCCAACACAUACGGGACAAUUUUUUGGGAAAGUACGACCUGACAUAAUGGCGAGGUUGAUUGAAGAAGAGGUAUACAAGCCAGUUCAUCUAGUAGACUACCAAGCAGUCUGCUUCCGAGAAAAGAAAACCACUAAUCCCGCUACUAUGUUACUAACGCCCUUUGAGAAUUUGCGUCUGGUAAUGUCUUGGUUUUUGGCGACAUCGAUUUGGUUCUACAACUCGAUAGCCAGUACGCUAGCCCAAGCAUCGAGUUACUCACUGGACGAUGCGUAUCAAAGUUACGAGAACGAUGAAGAGACUGAUGAUCCAAUGCUGAAGCCGGCUUCAAGGAAUUUAGAACGGGACAUUGAGAAAUUAGUCCUAAUAAAUAGAACGAGACCCACUCCGUGCGACAGAGAGAUGCAUCUCUACCAGUUGGAAUAUAACAAUUUGGAUGACAAACUGAAUAAGCCAGUUGCGGACUGCGAAAGACCUUUUUACGUGCAACUGGUCAACUACACGAACAUGGUAAUGAUUGUGAUCGACUCCGUGUGUCCUAAAGAUGAGAGUCCGGUGAUGUCCGUGGACCCUUUGGAGGUUCAAUACAAUGAAUCGCUGCCCUGUCUGAAGCAUAUGCAUCCCCUGUAUAGGAAACAGCCUACUUCUUGCAUAAGGAAUCACACUGAAGAAAGCAACAUCGACAUGUGUGGGCGCGGCAGCUUACCAGACAACACCAUGGUUUGGAUGCCCUUAAGCCUCCUCUCAUUAUUCUUUUACCUACGAUAACCCUAGGCUGCAAAGAGGAUAGAUUAUCAAAAGAAAUCCGAAUUUUCUUUGUCACCAACAUGUAAACUAAUCAAACUCAUAUCUUUAAAGAAAUGUUAUAAGUGUAAUAUUGAUGUUGUUUAACAGUGGCCAGAGGCGGAGCAGGUUCUAUUUCCUAUAAUGAAUAAAAAUGUUUUAGAGUUUGUUACACCUAUGAUAAGGCCAUAAGCUGCUAAAAUGAAACGCCUUUAAAAAUAUUUUGAGUAUCAUCCCAAUUCA